CAACAACAGGCGAGUGACGCGCGCUGCGCGAUCUCUCCCAAAUCGACGGCGUGGUUGCCUGAGAGUCAUCCACCUGCUUCAGCAGUACCGCAGGCAGAAUGCAGCGAUCGGUUUCUCGUCUUGGAAUCGGCGUGCCCCUGCGCAAAUGGGCGCCACGCAGCAACUUCCCCCGUCGUGUUGCCUUCACAACAACCAGCAUCUCACUGAACGCCAUGUCUCGCCGAGCGUGGCUCAACCCAGAUGGGCCAACCGGAAAGCCAAUUGGCCUGGUCAACCCCAUCAACGCGCCCGAGACGGGCAACGAAAUCUGGAUCCAUGAGACGCCAUUGCCAGUCGCGACCAUGGCAAGAUUUGUGGAGUUCCUUUCGAACCACAAGCUGUCCGAUGGCCAGGUGACGACGAUACCCACGCUCUCACCCUCAGACGUGGCCAAGUUCCUGCAGCCGUACAAUGACUGGGCUCCCGCGCCGUACAACAACAACCCCAUCCCCAGCGAUGCGGCAGUGAACCGGUUCGGCCUGUGCUUGACCGGCUUGCCGGACAUGCUCGACUUCGAAGCCAUGUUCUCGAGCGGCGGCUUCUGGGAACCGACAAAGAUCGACUUUGAACUCGAAAUUUGCAGGCAGCGGCUCUGGACAGGCAUGGUCCCCCUCUCAGACCGACGCUGGGCAGAAAAGAAGCUUGACUCGCCGGAAAACAUUGAUCUCGCGGUUGAAUACCUGCUCAAAACCUGCGAUAUGAUCCACUUCAGCUUGCCGGUAACCUUCACCAGGGCACGUCAGGCUUACAACAAGGGAUACGAUGUCUUUGUCCACUUCGACACCGUUCUGGACGCCUACUACGCCACCACCCUCACCACCCCCCGCCCAAUCCCCGUCCCUCGGCUCGCCGACCUCUGGGCCGAGUUCUACUUCUCCCACGUCAAAUUCAUCACCAACCGUAUCCACACCUGGGCCGCCUCCCGCGUCGACAGCAUCGCCGACGCCAUGAUACAUAGGUCAGAAACUGCCCCUGCACUACCCGGCGCAGCAGACAUGAGCCCCGAACAGGAAGCCCUCUUCACGCAGUUCCAUCGCCUCAGCCAUAUCAUCCGUCGUCUUGACGAGAUGAUACUCUUUCCACUGGUGGGCUUCAAAAACACCCUCCCGCACUGGCAGCAUGCCACUUCGCCACCGACCGUCGACUGGCCUGAAUAUAUCCUGAGUCACGGUGCUACCCCGUUGGGGGGAAACUACCCAGUCGACAUCGUGCAGCGGGAUGAAGUGUACUAUCAGCGGUUAGCGAACCUGGUUCGUCAGGAGCUGACCCUUGCCGCCUCUACUACUGACGCGGGGAAUGAUGAUGUCGAUGCGUUCUCGGGGGAGCGCGUGGCUGAGCCAUUGAGGUGUGUGAGAGCAGCGUAUGCGCAAGGGAGGAGGGACCUGCGAGGGGAGGCAGAGCCGGUUCAGGAGGAGAUGUGGAUUGGGGCGCUAAGGCGGUCCAUGGAGUCGCAGAGUGAGGGACGGCCGCCGGUGUAUACCAAGUGGGGAUUCGUGGCGUAUAGGGUGUGGUAUGGCCACUCGGACGAACAAUGGGCAGCGUUUUUGCGCAAGUUCGAAGCCGAUGUCAACAGCUGGGGGCCGGGGGUCGCUGGAGCCGAGGCAGUCAAGGAGAAACUGGAGAUUAGAUGGGUGGACGGGAGGGACUAUGGGAUUGCCGAGGGGGACGUUGAAGGUGCCAGGAGGCACUUCAGGACGUUGCACGAGAAACAAGGUGCUCGCCUUCACGGCUUGAACGCUCCAGCAUUCUUGGUUGCUGACAAGAGCUGCAUUGAUUCGUAUAUCUAUGACUUUGUGCUGCCUGGGCAGACGCUCAUGGAUGAGGCGGAUAUGGGCCCUUUCAUACUGGUUGGGAGGGAAGAAGUGGGCGGGUCAGGCCGCGAAGCGCCGGGCUUUGAAGGGACGGUCAGGGUUCUAGGGUCGGUGCUGCUUGAUGAUGUCUGGCCCUGUCUGUGGUGGAGGCAUGUUGAGGUGGAGGAUAUGUGGAAUUUGGCGACAUGGCAUCCGUCGUGUGUAUACUCAGGACCGGUGGUGCAGAGCCAGGUUAAAGGCUGGAAGCGGCUUCACAGGCUCAGAGAUGAGUUGCUGAAGAAGGCUGAUGAGUGGCACCGUCAUGGGAGGCUUAACUAGUCGACACGUAGCUCGUGAGUGACUUUAAUUUGUAUUAUUAGGAGGAGGGGCGGCUGGCAGCCAGCAGACAUUUUCGAGUCAAUACUUGCGAUAACGUUAUUUGUAACGUUAUGUGUUUUGAAGUUCACCGUUUGGAAUGUCUAGACUGACGUCCAUAGAGUCA
Parathielavia appendiculata is the source of this 2331-nucleotide messenger RNA. RefSeq lists its product as uncharacterized. Lineage: Eukaryota; Fungi; Ascomycota; Sordariomycetes; Sordariales; Chaetomiaceae. The record is from RefSeq and is a predicted model, not a curated record. Bases 99 to 2168 code for a protein of 689 amino acids. The transcript has a single exon.